Molecule: messenger RNA, 1826 nt
Organism: Gastrolobium bilobum
Lineage: Eukaryota; Viridiplantae; Streptophyta; Magnoliopsida; Fabales; Fabaceae
Product: probable protein phosphatase 2C 15
Exons: 9
Coding region: 340-1626 (428 amino acids)
Biological process (GO): protein dephosphorylation
Molecular function (GO): protein serine/threonine phosphatase activity
Source: RefSeq, a predicted model, not a curated record
GAUUAAUCGCUUUUACAGUUCAUACCUUGUCAUCAACACGCGUUUCGUAUACAAGUUGAUAUCUUGCCUUCUUCUUCUUCUUCUUCUUCUUUUAUGCUUAUUUGCUUGGUGUCACAGUCAGAUCUGCAUCCGGUUUCUCGUGGGGCGCACAUCCAAACAUUCUCUUCGAUUUUGUGACAAUUAGAAUUUACUGUGUGGAAGGGGUGCUUCAAUAUUGAUCUGGGUGCCUGUUGCAGUAUUUCACCUUUGGACUUUGGUGUUUUGAUAUCUUUGUGAGCAAGAGAGCUUAGUGAGUUUGAGCAAUUGGUUCUGAGAGGAAGUUGCUGGUUGGGGCUAGAUAUGGCCUCUCAUGAAGGGAGGCGGCGUCAUCACGAUCUUGUACCUCUUGCUGUAUUGCUUACCAGAGAGAUGAAGAAUGAGAAGAUGGAGAAGCCCACUGUGAGAUACGGGUCUGCUGCUCAGUCUAAAAAAGGGGAGGAUUACUUUCUAAUUAAGACUGAUUGUCAGCGAGUUCCUGGGAAUUCUUCAUCAUCAUUUUCUGUAUUCGCGAUCUUUGACGGGCACAAUGGAAAUGCUGCAGCCAUUUAUAGUAGGGAGCAUUUGUUAAAUCAUGUGUUGGGUGCUCUCCCUCGAGGUAUUGGACGAGAGGAGUGGCUGCAAGCUUUACCUCGGGCAUUGGUUGCUGGGUUUGUGAAGACUGACAAGGAAUUUCAGAGAAGAGGAGAAACUUCUGGAACCACUGCCACGUUUGUGAUAGUGGAUAGGUGGACUGUGACAGUUGCGUCUGUUGGAGAUUCCCGUUGUAUACUAGAUGCACAAGGUGGUGCUGUUACCAACUUAACUGUUGAUCACAGACUUGAGGAAAAUAUAGAAGAGAGGGAACGUGUUACAGCAAGUGGAGGUGAAGUUGGGAGGCUUAGCAUUGUUGGUGGUGCUGAGAUUGGUCCCCUUCGUUGCUGGCCUGGUGGUCUAUGCCUUUCUAGGUCAAUAGGAGACAUGGAUGUUGGGGAGUUUAUAGUUCCAAUACCAUAUGUUAAACAAGUGAAGCUAUCAAAGGCUGGUGGGAGGCUUAUAAUUUCUUCUGAUGGCAUCUGGGAUGCUCUGUCGUCAGAAAUGGCUGCAAAAUCUUGUCAUGGUUUGCCUGCUGAACUUGCUGCGAAGCAGGUUGUGAAGGAAGCACUAAGGACAAGGGGGUUAAAGGAUGAUACAACUUGUAUAGUAGUUGACAUAAUUCCACCUGAUAAUGGAUUGCCGCCGCCACCUCCCCCCAAGAAGCAGAACAAGUUGAGGGCUCUUUUGUUCAGGAAGAGGUCCCAUGAUUCUGCUGGUAAGCUGUCAAAAAAGCUUUCGGCUAUAAAUAUAGUGGAGGAACUGUUUGAAGAAGGAUCAGCAAUGCUUGCUGAAAGAUUAGGAAAUGAUGUCAACUCGGGGCAAUCAACAUCUGGCAUAUUCAUGUGUGCUGUAUGCCAGGUUGACCUUGCUUUAAGUGAGGGCAUCUCGGUCCAUGCAGGUUCCAUUUUCUCCACCAGCUCGAAGCCCUGGCAAGGUCCUUUUCUAUGUGCUGAUUGUCGCAAUAAGAAGGAUGCUAUGGAAGGAAAACGUCCUAGUGGAGUUAAAGUGUCAUAGGUUGUCAAUUGUUUUACUCCUAUUCUUUAUGCCCACAUUCUUUUUCUUUUCUUUAAAUGUGUUUUUAGUUGCCAAGUAAUUGUUUCAAUUCACUAUCAAGUAGCACUAGAUGUAUAUGUGAUAUCCAAUAACACGCUUAAACUGGGCAUUGUGUUUUGAGUAACAAAACAAAGGCUGGCAAAGAGCCUGGAAGGUUAAGA